Cornus florida is the source of this 2888-nucleotide messenger RNA. RefSeq names its product G-type lectin S-receptor-like serine/threonine-protein kinase SD2-5. NCBI's taxonomy places the organism in Eukaryota, Viridiplantae, Streptophyta, Magnoliopsida, Cornales, Cornaceae. The coding region runs from base 200 to 2725 and encodes 841 amino acids. The record is from RefSeq and is a predicted model, not a curated record. Gene Ontology annotation, molecular function: protein serine/threonine kinase activity; ATP binding. Gene Ontology annotation, biological process: recognition of pollen; protein phosphorylation. The transcript has a single exon.
UCCUUCUCUUUUCUUUCCUAUUUCCUCCUUCCUUUUCUUUUCUGUGGUGAUAAGGACUUCCCCUCCUUCCUUCUCUUUUCUUUCCUAUUUCCUCCUUCCCUAUCCCUAUUCUGUUUCCUCCUUUCAAUUUCCUCCUUCCCUUUUCAUCCUUUUUUUUUUCUUUUCUUUUCUGAAGAUGUAAAACAUUGUGAUUAGAAUAAUGGCCCAAAGUCUGAGCUGCUCUGGUUUUAUAUUUCUUGCUCUUUCAAUGUCAUCUUUAAACUGGAUGAUGAAUGCCCAACUCGGUGAGUAUCCUCCAAUGGCCAACUUGUCCAGUAGUUCAUGGAUCAACAGAGGCUCCUCCGACAUCAUGAAUACCACUUUCGAAAUGAUGAGACUCCAACCAAUCCUUCUUAGACGAGGAAGCUCUGGCACAAGCUUUGUGUGUGGCUUCUACUGCUACUUGAACGACACUGCUUGCCUCUUCGGUGUCCUCAUCUUCCAAAACACAUCCGAUUACAACACCACCACCACCACCACCACCACCACCACCACCACCUUCGGAAUACAAUAUGCACAACUUGUCUGGUCUGCUAACCGAGAGAACGCUGUUCAAAUUGGUGCUACUUUGAAUCUCACUCAAGAUGGAGAUUUGAUCUUGAGAGAUGAAAACGGCACUUCGAUUUGGUCAACAAACACGGGAGGCUUUCUCGUUUCAGGCCUAAACUUGACGGAAAUGGGGAACCUUGUUCUCUUUGACGGAAAGAACACCCAGGUGUGGCAGUCUUUUGAGCAACCAACAGACUGUUUAGUACCUGGGCAGAUGCUGUAUUCUGGGCUGCAAAAUCUCACCUCUAACAUUUCUUCAACAGAUUGGCGUAGAGGUCAGUAUUCACUCAAACUUAAUAAUCAAGAGUUGGUUGCAUACAUAGGUUCCAAUCCACCACAGUCAUACUAUACUUUCGCGGGUAAUUUCUCUGUAUCAGCAAAAACGAAUCAAACUUAUAUUCAGUUCUCGAAAAACAAAAGCUUCGGUGAAUUUACAUAUCCUGCCUCAUCAGCAGCACAGUUUAUGAAGUUGGAUUCUGAUGGGCAUUUGAGAGUCUAUGAAUGGAAAGAAUUUAAGUGGCAACCGGUGGCCGAUCUUCUCACAGACUUUAUUGAUGGAGAGUGUGGGUAUCCUAUGGUGUGUGGAAAAUAUGGUGUAUGUUCAAAGGGAAAGCAGUGGCUGCAGUGCACUUGUCCUGAAGCAGCCAGCAACGGAAAAACCUAUUUCAGGCGAAAUGUUGAUAGGCAACCGGAUCUUGGAUGCUACAUGACAAAACCGGUUUCUUGCAGUCAUUCUCAGCAGCAUAGUCUUUUUGAGCUCCCGGACACUGAUUAUUUUGGUUUUGCACACAACGAAGAAACAGACUUGGAGAACUGCAAGAACAAAUGUUUGAUGAACUGUUCUUGCAAAGCUGCUGUAUUUCGAAAUCAUUCUGGCUCUCAGACGGGAAAUUGUUCGUUACUGCCUGAAGUUUAUUCCCUCAUAGACAAUGAGAAGGCGCAAAUCAAUGCUUCUGCAUUUAUUAAAGUGCAGAAUUCUCCUAAAAAGAAAAUAGAGCAUGUUGUAAUAAUAGUGUCAAGUGUUGGAGCUUUAGUGGGGAUGUUCCUUAUAAUUGGUACAUGGGUUUUCCUUUACCGAAAGAAACAAAAAUCCAAGGAAGUGGAGGAGGAGGAUUAUCUUGACCAGUUGCCGGGUAUUGCUACUAGAUUUUCUUAUGAAAAUGUGAAAGCCAUGACCAAGAAUUUCAGUCGCAAGCUUGGGGAAGGAGGAUUUGGUUCAGUCUAUGAAGGGAUGUUGAGCAAUGGCACAAAAGUUGCAGUGAAGGAUCUUGAUGGGAUAGGUGUAGUAAAGAAGUCAUUCUUAGCUGAAGUUGAGUCGAUAGGCAGCAUUCACCAUAUCAAUUUGGUUAGGCUGAUUGGAUUUUGUGCUGAGAAAUCAUAUAGGCUUCUGGUUUACGAGUACAUGAGUAACAGUUCCUUAAAUAAGUGGAUAUUUCCUAAAACACGGGUGGUUUCUCUUCGAUGGCAAUGCAGAAGGAAGAUUAUCUUUGACAUAGCCAAGGGACUAGCCUAUCUCCAUGAAGAGUGCAGGCAGAAAAUAUAUCACUUGGAUAUCAAGCCCCAAAACAUCCUUUUAGAUGAGAAUUUCAAUGCGAAAGUUGCUGAUUUUGGGUUGUCAAAGCUCAUUGACAAGGACCAAAGCCAAGUUGUUACAACAAUGAAGGGAACACCGGGCUACAUGGCUCCUGAAUGGUUAAGCUCCAUUAUCACGGAGAAAGUAGAUGUUUACAGUUUUGGGGUUGUGGUUCUUGAAAUCUUAUGUGGGAGGAAAAAUUUGGAUAGAUCUCAGCCUGAGGAAGAAAUGCAUCUGCUAAGUCUUUUCAAGAGAAAAGCAGAAGAGGAACAACUUAAAUACAUCAUUGAUAAGUACAGCGAGAAUAUGCAGCUACACCGUGAAGAAGUUGUGGAGAUGAUGAGGCUUGCUGCAUGGUGUCUUCAAAGUGAUUUCACCAUGAGGCCUUCCAUGUCAGUGGUGGUUAAGGUCUUGGAGGGUUUGGUGGAUGUCAAAAACAACUUAGACUAUAACUUCAUGAUUCUGCCCAUACGAGGAACAGAAGCAGCUGUUCAUCAUAUGGAGGAAGACACCGGUCGCGCUUCUACUCCAUUACUGCCAUCAACUUUAUCAGGACCAAGGUAAUGAAAAGAGACUUCCAGACAAUGAUUCAUGCAAGGAAAGUGUUAUUCAGGAAAAAGAAAAGUGUGAAGAAGGCUGAAUGUAAGGUUUUCAUUUAUGAUUUCAAACAUUGUAUUUUUUAAAGGCAGAAGAUUUGGGAUGAUUUAGAAUGCUUUUCUUUAAAUAA